Messenger RNA from Helicoverpa zea (corn earworm), 1080 nucleotides. RefSeq names its product probable RNA-binding protein 46. Bases 1 to 1080 code for a protein of 359 amino acids. Gene Ontology annotation, biological process: mRNA stabilization; negative regulation of miRNA-mediated gene silencing. The record is from RefSeq and is a predicted model, not a curated record. The transcript has 6 exons. Gene Ontology annotation, molecular function: mRNA binding. Gene Ontology annotation, cellular component: nucleus; cytoplasm. NCBI's taxonomy places the organism in Eukaryota, Metazoa, Arthropoda, Insecta, Lepidoptera, Noctuidae.
AUGCCUCCUGUUAAGCAUUAUUCGUCUAGUGAAGUGAAUCAGUAUGAAUUAUCAUCAAGACUUUUAUCCCUUACUGAAAAUAAUACAUCUUAUACUCUUACACAAAUAAAUGGCCAAAGGAUCUACAGGAAAGCUCCUAAUGCGUGGAGUGGUCCCGAACCUUCGAGGAAUUGUGAGGUGUUCAUAGGAAGAAUUCCUCAUGACUGUUUCGAAGAUACUCUUGUGCCGCUGUUCCGUCAAGCUGGCGAGCUGUUUGAGUUCCGACUAAUGAUCAACUUCUCUGGCUGGAAUAGAGGGUAUGCCUUCGCGAUGUACACUACUGAUGCCGAAGCGAGCAAUGCUAUUCGCAUGUUCAACAACUACAUGAUAAGACCGUCCUGGCAAUUGGGCGUUUGUCCAUCCAUCAACAACUGCCGCAUAUUCAUAUCACGCAUACCGCCGACCACUCCGUCUGCGGAAAUCGUCCGUUUGCUGUACGCAUUGACGGACGAAGUGCAAGAGGUGCGCAUUCGUCGGUCGAUUGCCUCGUGCGCGGCUAUCGUGGAGUACAAGUCUCAUCGCGGUGCUGCUAUGGCCAGGAAGGCUCUUGUAGCAGCCGCCGCUGCUGCUUGGGGCUGCGGGGCUCGGCCUGCUGUAGACUGGUCGUUGCCGCAAUCCCCGCAACUGCUCAAACAAUAUCGAGAGGUAGGACGAUGGACCCCGGAGCGCGGCGUAGAGUUGACGCGCGCGCCUGAAGAGCCUGCUACGACCUCUCCGCCACCCGCUGCGCCUUCCUAUACCUUGGAGCCGUGGUCCCAAGCUCGUCGCCUGCGCAUGAUCCACGAGGCUCAACGCAGUGCCGCUGCCGCAGCCGAGUGGUCAAACCGCAUUAACAACGGCAUGGAGUCUCUGGUAUCAUCGAUGACAUCGCUCGGGUUCGGUGGAGGGCUGGGGCUGGCGGGGCGCGAGGCGGGCGUGUGGGCCCCGCCGGGAGCGGCGGCGGCCCCGCGCCUGCCGCCGCCGCAGCCGCGCGACUUCAACCCCUGGACCGCGCGCCACCCGCUGCAGGAGUUCAUCACUCCCGGCAAGGACUCGCAGUGA